Messenger RNA from Zootermopsis nevadensis, 2732 nucleotides. RefSeq lists its product as uncharacterized. Gene Ontology annotation, cellular component: Cajal body. Gene Ontology annotation, biological process: spliceosomal snRNP assembly. Gene Ontology annotation, molecular function: U2 snRNA binding; U1 snRNA binding. The record is from RefSeq and is a predicted model, not a curated record. NCBI's taxonomy places the organism in Eukaryota, Metazoa, Arthropoda, Insecta, Blattodea, Termopsidae.
UCUUGGGAGAUAUUGGUGAAGUAUAAAAGAUAAAAAGAUGGCGGAACCUAUGGGGUUUAGAGUGUGCGUUGAUGGAAGAGAUUUGCGCGAGGAUAUUAAAAGCCGAUUCUUUAUCUACGUUGAUUUGUUGCGUGAUCGAUGUAUUCGCGAUAUAGAAAAUCGUAUUACGGAUUUUCUUUGUGUUGAUAACCCAAUCUCGUUAAUGAUUGGCAGUGUUUAUUUGCCUUCCUCGGAAAACGUGCGUUUGCUCUGUGUUGGCGAUGUAUUGAAGGUUGUGGAACAAAACAAAGAGUGCUAUAAUAAUAAAGAAGAUGUUAAUUGCCGACACGAAGAUGAAGACAUUGACAGACAAAUAUAUAUGAAGGGACAUAAGGCCAAGAAGAAAAAAAGAAAACGCAUUUCAGGUGAUAUAAAUGACAUUAAUUGUAGCACAGUAAAGGGUAAGGUACAAAAGAGUGAAACAUUGCCUGUAAAUUUGGAAGAAUGUGCUGAAUAUUCGGAACACAAGGGUAAAAAGAGAAGGAAACAAACUCACAGUAACAAGAGAUGUAUGUCAGAUGAGCAGUGUGUUACGGAAGAAUCGAAAUGUGAGGAAUUGUCGGAUGGCUUUCAGCGUUCGGUAGAAGAGCGUAGAGAGCGAAAACCAGACAAAAGGGAAGGAAAUAAUGUAUAUGUAAAAUCAGAUGAUAUUCCUAGUUCUGUUGCGAGUGUUACGAGAGCAUCAGAGCAAGUCACAGCAGGACCAAAGACACCAGAGACAGGAAGUCGGGAGAAUGGCAGUAUUGAAAUUGGCGUAUGCGCAGACGCCAUUCCAGAUAACGAAAAUUCACCAACGAAAGACGGGGGCACCAAGAGACGCAGGAAACGGACAAGGCGACACAAGAAAGACCAUGAACCAGAACAGAAUGAAACAAAAGGGAAGCUUCCAGUGAGUGUUGAGGAUCACAGAAGAGGUACGUUCAUUCAGAGUGUAACUGCAGCACGGACACACAUUAGAUUUUCUGAUUUUGAUGAAGGGAAUGAUAAGGUUGAAUUUCAGAUGGAGUCUGAACCCACUAGUGUCGGGCUCGGUGGUACGCACCCAGUAGUAACAUUGAGUGAUGUGUGUGCAGUUUCCUCGGAAAUAAAUGGGCAAGGACCAGGAGAAAUGAAAGUCUUGGUGUCGCAAGAAGGAAGUUCAACAAAGUGGAAUAUGCAGGCUGUAGACAAUUUGGAGUCUGAUGAUGUAGUGUGCAAUAAUGAUACAUUUGCUAAACUCCUCGCCUAUGAAAAUUUCUCGGCACCACGUGUGUAUAAGCGUAAGAAGAGUUCUGUUACUGCAAACGGUGACACUUCAGAAACGUUGUCUAACACCGAUGUGGAAAACAGACAACAAAUCAAAACUGAUUAUAGAAUUACAAACUUUUCUCAGUUUCCAAUUCUUAAAGACACUCCUAAGGAAGGGGAUAUCAUAGCGUUCAAGAUGUUGAAGUUGGGAGAAGACUAUACACCCAAAAUAUCAGAUUACAUUACAGCCAAGGUUCUCAGCUACUGUAAGGAAACCUACCAGCUAAUGGUUAAAGUUUUAGGUGGCCAUGAAGAAUGUCAGAAGCCAAAGGGUAAGUUUGAUCUAGAGGAUGAUAACGCUCCUGAGACGUGUGUUGUCGAUGAUCUUGAGGUUAACUGGAAUGAGAUACUUGAAACAAGACUUGUCUUCCCUUAAGAACCUGAGGUAAUUCAGUGGUUUUUGUUUGUAACUGUCUCGUGUUCUCUGUCAGAAUCAUACUCUGCUCCAAUGCUGAACAGUGUAAUAAUUUAGAAUUGUAAAGAAUAAAUUAAAUUUAACCCAGUGGUAUAUAACCUCUGAUAAGAUGAAUGUACUUCAAAAGGAGCCCUUAACAGAUGGGUCACAGGGCUGUUCUGGACAUGAAUAGUUGUGUUUUAUUGAUAUGCAAAUUAUCUGCGAAAUAAUAAUUUAUAUCUUUCAUGCAUUGGCGUGAGUAAAGAACACCUUAUGGGCCCAUGUCAGUCUGCCUGCAUCUUAACCCAAAAAAGCACUGUGUCUGGAGACUGCUGAAUGCUGGGAAGACCUGCACGAAAGCGUCGUCAGGGAAGGAAAAAUCGGACAUUAAGGAACGGCCAGCUACACAUAAAAUAGAUUAGAAAAGUCACAUGCAAUAGGAAAAUUUAUUGAAGCAGAACAGGGUUUACAGUCAGCUGAAGUGAAUAUAAUCAGUUCCUUCUUGCAGUUUUAAUGACUUUAGAUUUUCCUCAAAACUCCCUCCUGUCAGGUCCUGCAAAGAAAUCAUAAGAUUUAUGAUAGAAUUACUUAUAUCUUGAAUAAACAAAAGAAGUUUUUAUUACGCAUGAGGUUCUUCUUUAUUUUCACAUAAAUUAGAACAGGAUUCAGUAAUUGAUAAAACUGAUGAGUUGCAAAACAAAAUGUAUUGCACUGCACCUGGUUCUGUAAUAAAGUUACACAUUUAUCUAGCUUCUUAUGUAUCUAGAAUUAACAAAAACUGACAGUGUUGAUUAGGAUACAGAUUUUAUUUUGUCAUUUUUAGGAACAUACAGUUGUUUAUAUUUUCCUUUUAUUUUUGUGUUCUGAAAAAAGCACCAGUAUGGUGUACCUUUGUAAAACAUGGAAAAGUGUGUUUAUUUGAAAAUACUUUUGGAAUUAAAGCAUUCUCAUGUAUAAUAAUGACAAAAAGUAGCUUGGAAUUAAGAAAAUAUAAUUGUUUUUCAAAACUGAA